AUGAAGACGUACGAUCGCUCGGACAUCACCUGCCUCGGCCACACUGAAAGCAACGUAUCCACUGCUGUCUUCGAGGUCGAACCCGGUGCUACAAUCAAGAACGUCAUCAUCGGCCAGAACCAAAUGGAGGAUGUCCACUGCGAGAUGUCGGACUGCACGAUCGAGAACGUGUGUUGGGACGAUGUGUGCGAGGAUGCCCUUAGUAUCAAGGGUGGAAACUCUUCCAGUGUGUCCAGGGUCAUCGGUGGUGGGGCUCGUUAUGCGGAUGACAAGGUAAUCCAGCACAACGGAUAUGGCACCGUUGUUGUCGAGGGCUUCUACGCACUGGACUUCAACAAGCUGUACCGCUCAUGCGGAAACUGCAAGAGCAACCCUCGCCAGCGCUUCCUCAACAUGACCAACAUUUACGUGGACCUCGCGGUUGUUAAAAGUGACCGCGCUGGUAAAAACGUCAGCAUUGUCAUGAUGAACGGGAACUUUGGAGAUGAAGCUGUGCUGCGCAACAUUUAUGUGAAGCCUACUAUGGCGAGAUUCACGGAGUGUGCCUCCUCCUAUGGAGUGAACCAAAGCGGAGCGAAACCAGUGGUGCUGAGCAACGGUCCUAAGGCGCCGGUGUGUCAGUACAGCUACGACGACGUCCAUAUCAUUCCGAGCAAGCAAAAGCAGGGACAGCACGAACAGCAGCACCUGAGUGGAAAAUUGUGUGUGUUUUAA
This is a messenger RNA of Phytophthora nicotianae INRA-310, 714 nucleotides long. RefSeq lists its product as hypothetical. Gene Ontology annotation, molecular function: pectate lyase activity. NCBI's taxonomy places the organism in Eukaryota, Oomycota, Peronosporomycetes, Peronosporales, Peronosporaceae. Gene Ontology annotation, cellular component: extracellular region. Gene Ontology annotation, biological process: pectin catabolic process. Bases 1 to 714 code for a protein of 237 amino acids. The record is from RefSeq and is a predicted model, not a curated record. The transcript has a single exon.